This is a messenger RNA of Varanus komodoensis (Komodo dragon), 4261 nucleotides long. RefSeq names its product brain-specific angiogenesis inhibitor 1-associated protein 2-like. Gene Ontology annotation, biological process: plasma membrane organization; actin crosslink formation; actin filament bundle assembly. The transcript has 14 exons. Gene Ontology annotation, molecular function: cytoskeletal adaptor activity; protein binding. Gene Ontology annotation, cellular component: nucleoplasm; cytosol. The coding region runs from base 214 to 2055 and encodes 613 amino acids. The record is from RefSeq and is a predicted model, not a curated record. Lineage: Eukaryota; Metazoa; Chordata; Lepidosauria; Squamata; Varanidae.
UCGCGAGCCUCGUUCCGCCACUUCCCGGCUCCAUCCUCUCUCGCCCUUCUCUCUUCCACCGCCGCCUUCUUUCUCCAGAUUUCCUUCCACUCCUCAAUAUGUCUUUCCCCUUCUGUUUAUUUCACCUUCUGCUCUCCCACCGCCACCCCUGCUUCCUUCUCUCUCUCUCUCUCUCUCUCUAUAUAUAUAUAUAGAGAGAGAGAGAGAGAGAGAAUGUCCAUGUGUGCAUUUUUCUUCUUUUCCCUCUCAACUUCUGUUCCUCCCUCGCUGCUCCCCUCCCUGCUUUCUGUUUCCGUUUUUCCCUUCCUCCGCCCCAACCCUACUGAUUCCUGCCAUACACUCUCCAUCACCACCUCUUUGCUUUCUGGUUGCUCUCACCCGCCUUUUGUUCCCCUCGGAAAGAUCUGUCGAGGGCUGGCGGGGGAUGAGUUCAGGGAAGGGGAAACGAGGCAGCGUGGAAAGGAGGAGAGACAAGUGGGAAAGACGGCCAUUCUGGACCAGUUCAACCCCAGUCUAAGGAAUUUUGUUACUAUGGGGAAAAACUAUCAAAAAGCACUCUCAGGAGUUACAGUGGCUGCCAAGGGUUAUUUUGAUGCCUUAGUGAAACUUGGGGAGUUGGCCAGUGACAGCCAAGGAUCCAAGGAGCUGGGUGACACAUUGUUCCAGAUGGCUGAAGUCCACAGGCAGAUCCAAGUCCAGCUGGAGGAGACGCUGAAGCUUUUCCAUUCAGAGCUGUUGUCCCAGCUGGAACAUAAACUGGAACUGGACAUCAAGUACCUGAUGGCCACCUUAAAGAAAUACCAGGUUGAACACCGUGCCAAAGCAGAGUCGAUCGAAAAGUGUCAGGCGGAGCUGAAGAAAUUACGCAAGAAAUGCCAGAACAGCAAAAACCCACAGAAAUAUGGGGACCGUGAGGUGCAGUACGUAGAGAUCAUGAGCACCAAGCAGAGUGAACUGGAUCAGUUUGUGGCGGAAGGCUACAAGGCCGCCCUGACGGAGGAGCGGCGCCGGUAUUCCUUCCUGGUGGAUCGUCAGUGUGCCGUCUCCAAACACUUCAGCAACUAUCACACCAAGGUGCGGGAGCUGCUGGCCACCAAGUUGCCCAUCUGGCAGUCUUCAUGCACCCAGCCCACCCGCUUACCUGAGCGGGUGCUGGCCCUGGUAAAGCUCACCGCCAACAACCCCUCUGGCGGGGCUCCCAUGCCGACCCCCGAUGCCCUCCCUGGCUCCAAGGUUGUGGAAGAGCUGUCGGAGCUUGGACCAAACCAUCGAACCUCCAUCCAGGAGGUGACACCACUGCCAAACGGGGACUCGCACCGCGGGCGGGGAUCCCGGGACUUGGGCCACGCGCCGGUCAGCGAGCCCAACACCAUCACCUCGGGUCUUCCACCUACCCAAACCACUCAGACCCCUCCACAGACCAAGACAGCCGACAGCUAUUCUUGCACCCUGCCUAUGCCGCGGAAGAUGUCCAUGGAGACUCGGCUGGCAACGCUGGUGGAGAACAAGACCCUGCCCCGCAUCAGUCCUCUUUCGGUCCUACCCCCACGUUCCGAACGCCGGAGGGUCCAGGCAAUAUUCUCACAUGCAGCAGGCGAAAACAGCACACUGCUUAACUUCCAAGAGGGAGACGUCAUCCUGCUGCUGGUGACUGAGGCACGGGACGGCUGGCAUUAUGGGGAAAACGAGGCGACCAAAAUGAAAGGCUGGUUUCCUUUCUCCUACACCCGGCCCUUCCCCACGGCUGAGGGAGCUGACAAACCAUUCAGCAGCGGCUUCCCACUUAGCAAGCUGAACAGCAGCAGCACAGGAAAUCUGGACCGAGCGGGGUCUCCACCAGCCGGCCCUGAAGCAGGGGACAGUGCCCGUUACAGGCCUUCACCUCGUGCCCUUGCAUCCCACCAACGGCCUUACAGCAUGAUCAACCCCGACCUGUCACAGCUGGCAAAUGAGUUUGGGAGUCCGACUGCCUCUCCUUCAAGGACCAACCCUUUUGCUCACAUCAAGCUGAAGCGUACAGUGACCAAUGACCGCUCGGCUCCGCUCAUCCAGUGAGAGGCGCAGCGGUGGGCGGAGGCAGACGGCCGCUCCCGCGUCUCUCCCUCGCCCCCACCGUGUGGCCCUUCCCGCCUAACAAAGCAUUUCCAGCUCAGAGGCAGGCCUGGCUUCCCAUCACCCCCUCCCGUGGCCCGUUGGGCUGCGGCUCUGCAGGUUUGGACCACUGGGCCUGCGCACCACAGGAAGGCCGCCCUGCGCAGAGUUCUCAGCUCCUGCAGGAGGAACAAGGCAGCAGCCAAAGGACAGGAAGGGCAGGCCGGAGGAGGGAGUGAGGGUGGAGGCGAUGGAGGCAGAGGCGUAACGGUUGGACGAACAGAGGCGGAAGAAAGAGGGUGGAUGUGGAACUGGAGGGCAGGCGGAAGAAAGAGAAAACGAAGGUGGAUAAUGAGGGAUUGGCAGCCGCCUCUUGCACCACAAAAUUUCCGUCCCUUGGGAUGUAAUUGACACUUUUCAGAACUCCAUGGCAAAGCUUUCACUGAUUCAAUUAAAUGGGUGUUGUGCCCCCGUACUUUGAAAUAAGCCCCCAUCAUUCCGACUGUCAAGGGUCCCUCAUUCCAAUUUUUUAUUUCAAUGGAAGCAGCCUACCGGAGGGCGUCCUACAGGAGUAGGACACCUGCUGUGCAUGGAGACCUCGGUCCUGGGUUCACCCCUGGCAUCUCCUGCUAGGGCCAGGAAGGGGCCCUGCCGAACCCCUAGAGAACUGCUGCUGCCAGUCAGUGUCAGCAUUGCUGGGUUAGGUGGACCAGCAGUCUGAUCCAGAAUAAGGCGGCUUCCUAAGUCCUCAAUUCACCCCACUUUCUCUAGACUGGGUUCAGGUGGCCAGGGGGCUUGCUUGGUGGCUGCACUUAUCAAAUGAUGGCUGGUGUUCUUUCAUCACAUGGCAGGACAAUCCUUUCAUCUCCUGGGCAACAGCUCUUGUGAGCAAGGAGAUUACAUGAGAGUGAUAACAGCAGGUUACCCAAAUCUCCCCUUACGGUGCAGGCCUUGGAGGCAUCUGGGUUGAGAACAGGCAAGAUCGGUUUGGGAGAAAGAGGUAAGAGGUGGUCAAUGUGGAGAGGACUUGAGAAAUCCAGAAAAGCUGAGUUUGAGGCAGAUUCACACAUGCAGUGAAUUUCAUGCAGUGCGUCGAUAAUUUGUCGCUCGGUUGCCGAACAUACAGCCUGCAGCAAUCACACGGCUUGGCUGCUUGACUGUGUGGAAUGACUCAACUGAAAAGCAUUGCCUUUGAAGCAACAGGUCCUGCUAGAUCUGCAGUUACGAGGCUCAGUGACGCAUGGGAGUCUUCAUUUCAUAUUGGAAUCAACAGGCGAUCCAUGCACACGUGUGAAGCAGCCCUUGCUGAUGGGACCAAACGUGUGAAUGGUCUCCAUUGAGGGGAUAGAACAAUCCUCGGUGCUUGAGCUGCAGCAGCUGUUUGACGUAUGCACUCCAUCACUCGCCCUUACUUUAAUUUAGUGAUGGCAUGCAUAUUUCAACUGGCCUUUCGUUAUCUGUGACAGGGCAACACGAGGUCACAGGAGAAAAGGAGCUGGAAUUUAUGAUUCUUGGAUUUGCUGGAAAUGCAGCAGUCCUGGAACUGUUUCCUGUGGACUGCAGGCCAGUCCCGGAGCCCCGCUGAGGUGACCCACACAGCUGGUGGGUUCUGCCUCCUCUUCAGCCAGAUUUUAUUUUACUAGGAAAACAUCCGUCUCACUAAUAUGCUUUAAUGAAACACAGGCCACAAAAUUUUCUCACCAUUUCAUUUUGUAAUUUAUAUUAAUUUUUUGUGGUAUAUUUAACCAUGCCUUUAUUAUUUUAGGAUAUAUGGCAGUCUGUAAGAAAUUUAGAGACUUUGCCAUGGUCCCCAGAUAGCAUAGUGAGAUAUAUAGACCAAGGAGCCAGGGGUCAGGACUCCUGAACGUUUUAGAAGAUGGUAGGUUAGAGCAAAACCAUUGAGAAACUUAAUAAUUGAGUUUAAUUCCAGUUGCUGUGGUUGUUGCAACAGACACAACAACAGCAUUCUUGUCUCGGGGGACCAAAAUGCAGGCAUUAUGGUCAAAGCCAAAUCAAAAUAAUUCAGCUGCAAAAGCUUUAUCUGAAGAAAAACAUAUUUGUUUCCCUCUGAGGAAAGGACUAGUUUUAGCAUCAUGUGCUGCCCCCUGCAGGCACUGAUGCGCCAUUACAGGAUUCCUGACAGCCUGGUGACACAGUUGAACUGGCUUCA